UUUUUGUGAAAUUAUUUCUUUCAAUUUUACUAUUUGAAUUCCAAAAUUUCUAGGUUUUCCAUCAUCUCAGCGAUACUAUUCCUUGACCCAAAACCCACGCUCAUUUAAGCCCACGAUCAUUAGAGGAGGAAAAAAAUACAAAAUGCCUCUCGCAAUCAAAUCCCUCGCCACCAAGUUCGGCAAAGGCGCCGCUACCAAGCAGAUCUACAUCUACGAAACCUGGGCACGCUGGGCAGCCCGCGGGGUGCAGUUCAUCCUCGCCAUCAUCAUUGUCGGACUAUACGGACACCGCGUAGAUGUGGACCGCAAAGCCGGUAAUGCGCAGGCCGCCGGGUGGGUAUACGCACUCUUCGUCGCUGGCGUGUCCUGCGUGACAUGCCUCGUGUACGCGAUCCCGAACCCGUUCAACCGCAUGCAGCCCCAUCGCCUGUUCGCCUGGGAUCUGAUCCUGUUCGUUCUAUGGAUCGCUCUAUUCGGCACCUUCGCUAUGAUCUUCCUUAAGCGCGACGGUGGCGAUUACGAAGGUACGAGCGUUGCGCUGAUGAAGUGUGCUGUUUGGGUCGAUCUUGUCAAUGCACUACUGUGGUUGGGCACCGGUCUGUAUGGCUGCUUCCGCACUUUUGUCGGUCGCAAGGUCAACAACAAGAUUGACCACUACCAGAACAAGGUCGAGGAUGGGUUUAACGCCAAGGUGGAUCAGUACGCCGGUCCGGCUGUCAGCAACUUCAGCAUGAAGCUCAACCCCCUACGAGGCAAGGAGACGGUGUAAGAUAAGACUAGGGGUAGAGGUUCGCGGUUAAGCGAUAUGAUUGUCGUGGAGAUCGGUUUUUUAGGAGUCAUGGAUACGAGCAUUACACACACAGCAUUGCGGUCGGUUGCAUAUACAUAGACACUUGCCAGGAAGGCUUUCCGGUCAAGCGAUGCCUUCGAUAAG
Molecule: messenger RNA, 934 nt
Organism: Annulohypoxylon maeteangense
Lineage: Eukaryota; Fungi; Ascomycota; Sordariomycetes; Xylariales; Hypoxylaceae
Exons: 1
Coding region: 143-769 (208 amino acids)
Source: RefSeq, a predicted model, not a curated record